CUUUCUUCAAGACUAAUUUUUGACUUCUUUCCUAAUUAUUUUCUUUUCACGGAGAGAGAGGAAAGAACAGAUUGAAAAAAUGGCUCAUGCUUGGAGUACUACAGUUGAUUCUGCUGUUGAAGAGCUAGGUUGGCUGAAGCAGAUCAAUCAAUCAGGCAGUCCUGAGCUUGUUCUUAGGCAGGAGUUCAAAUUCCUUAUGAGGUUCACCAUCUGGCUGUUCACAUAUCCUUCAAAGGAUUUUGUUGAAAUCCUCAAAGACAAUUUGAUAUUCAUGACAUCCUUCAUCAUGGAUCUUACGCCUAAGGAAGAAACUGUAACAAGUGCUGCCGGAGUUGAAGUACUUCUCCGGUUGCGAGCAAAAGUUGUUGUUGAUGAGCUACUAUCUCUCAUUUUCUCACUACAAAAGGACAGAUCAACAGUAGAGGAUAUUUCUAGUCUUCAACUGAAGAUUGACAAAGUGAAAGCCAAGAUUAGAGAGCUCUUUUAUGUCCCAUUUUUGAAUCCUCUGGACUUUACUUUUCCAAUGACAAAUGUUUUGGGAUCAGUCAAUUUCUUCCUAGAGAAUCUGAAAGCAAUGGUGAGUAGAAUGGCUUUUGGAAAAAAUCAAGUUAUGAUUAUCCAAGCUAAGCUCAUUUCCUUUAAAUCAUUCCUCGAAGAUAUCAUGGACAAGGCAAAAGAGAUAGAUGACCAAACAAACCUUUGGAGACGAAUUGUCAAGUUGGUGUUUAUUGCAGAACAUGUCAUCAGCUCUUGUCUAGUUAAGAAUCAUCCCAUUUGGUAUGAUAUGUUGCGGCUUUCUGAUGUAAUACUUGCCUUUAACCUCAUCGAAAUUAAGGUGAAGAGGUAUAGUGAGCAUCAGAAGCACAAGAACAGAUUGAUGACAAGCAGUGUGACAAAGUGUAGUCAUGUCUCCAGGAGGCAAGUGAUACCUUCAAGUCUUGAAGAUGUUAUGGUGGAUUUGAAAGAUGAGUCAAUGAAAAUAACUGAGAAACUCAAUCUGAGAACAAAACAACUUCAAAUUGUCUCCAUUGUAGGUAUGGCCGGCCUCGGUAAGACUACUAUAGCCAAAAAAGUGUACCAUGAUCCAUCUACCACAUACAAUUUCGAAAGACGUGCAUGGUGCUGUGUUUCCCAAUCGUAUAAUCUUAGAGAGAUGUUCUUGGACAUUUUAACUGAUGUCACUGGUGUUGAUGCUCGCCAGUCUGACUAUGAAAGUACUGAUGAUGAUUUGGCUUUGAAACUCCGGAGAAGUUUGAGGCAACUAAGGUAUCUCAUUGUUCUGGAUGACAUUUGGAACAUGGAAGCCUGGGAGUGCUUAAAGCCAUCAUUUCCUGAUGACAAGAAAGGGAGUCGAAUCAUAUUCACUAGCCGAAUACAAAAUUUGGUGUGGCAAGCAGAGCUAAUCAACUGCAGUGUCCAUUCUCUUCGGUCACUUUCUGAUAGGGAGAGUUGGGAAUUAUUCCAUAGGAAGUUAUGCCAUUAUCAUGGUUCCCCUCUUGAUGAGGAACAAUCAAAACUUGGUAAAAGUAUUGUUAAAAACUGUAAAGGGUUGCCUCUAUCAGUGGUUUUGGUUGCAGGUAUUCUCGCGGGACAAGAUAUAGAAUCAUGGAAGCAAAUUGAAUGUAGUACAAGUUCAAAAUUCGUCAGUGAGGGUUGUAUGGAUGUUCUUGAGCUGAGCUACAAUCAUUUGCCAAAUCAUUUGAAACCUUGUUUGCUCUAUGUUGGAGGAUUUCCAGAGGAUACAGUAAUUAAAGCUCAAAAGUUGAUGAGUUUGUGGAUUGCAGAAGGACUUGUACCAAGAAGUGAUAACAAGAGUAUCAGCUUAUAUAAAGUGGCAGAGGAUUACUUGUCUGAUCUAAGUAGUCGGAGCUUAGUAAUACCUGAAAAGAGAAGUUUCAAUGGCAGCAUAAAGGUGUGCCGUGUUCAUGACCUAAUACAUGAUCUUUGCUUGGUGAAGAGUCGAAAAGAUAACUUUCUACAACCGGUGCAGGACAAUGAUAUAAUUUCAGUUUCUCAUUCUGCCUUGAAUCCCCUGAAUUAUGAGAGCUAUUAUCGCCUGUGCAUCUCUGCUGAAUGGACCAAAUUUAUCAAUGCUAAACCGGCAGGUCCACUGGCACGCUCUCUAGUUGCUCUUCGUGGUGAUGAAAAAUGGAAAAUAGUUUCAUGCGCCUCUGACAUUUUUCAUACCUUUAGACUUCUUAAUGUGUUGGAUUUGGAGUGCGUUAAAAUAGAUGGUCCUUUUCCUAAAGAAGUAACAUUGAUGGUUAAUUUGAGAUACCUAGCAAUUUACUGUGUUGCAUCAGAACUUCCAUCAUCCAUCGCCAAUCUAUGGAACCUAGAAAUCUUGAUUCUUUUGAAAGGUUCAUCAGAUGGGCUCUUCUCUCUGCCAAGAACCUUUGUAGGAAUGAAAAGCUUAAGGUACAUAUCCAUUCCUUGGGUGCUGUUGUCAGAUGGUCUUGAAGAUCAUGAGCAUAGUCAAUUGGAACACUUGGAAAUGUUCUCAAUGUUAUAUGCUAAAACCGCAAAUCAGUUGAAAUUCUUUUUGAGAAGGUUGCCAAGGCUCCGGAAGCUUAAGUGUGAUUUGUUUUUCUUCUUUGAAGAUGAUCAGUUUCUAGGAUUGAGCCGACUAACUCAGCUUGAAUCACUAGAUGUCAAAGGCCCAGGAAGUUUAUCUGAUUCAAAGAAAUGGGAUCAUUUUCCGGUUUUGGAUUUUCCCGGUAGCCUCAGGAAAUUGUCACUGCAACGGUUCUUGCUGCCAUGGAGUGCAAUGUCGACAAUCGGACAGUUGCCUAAUCUAGAGGUUCUCAAGUUAAAUAAUGAGGCAUUUUCAGGAGGCAGAUGGGAUGUGGAAGACGGCGCAUUCUUGAAAUUGAAGUACUUGCAACUCAAUACUUUGGACUUUGAAGAAUGGACUGUCCAAGAUGAUCCAUUCCCCUGCCUUGAACAGCUUAUAGUCAAGAGAUGUCCCCGGCUUCACGGGAUUCCACCUGAUUUGGGAAACAUUACCACUUUGAAGAAGAUAAAGAUGUAUAGAUCUGCACAAGCCUCAAGUUCAGUCAGGGAAAUCUUCGAGGAACAACGAGAACUGGGGAAUGAUUUCCUUGAAGUUGUCAUUGAUGGAGAUCAUCUGAAGCGGCCAUAGUGAAAUGGAGUUGGUUUGCUGCGACUCAAGUUGUUUGGUUAGAUUAAGAAAAUGGAUGUUUGAUUUUGGCCUGUGUAAUGCAAUAAAUCUUGUAGCCAUUAUAUUUUAGGUUAUUCAAGUUGCUAUUCCUUCGGAUAAAGUGAACUAUUAAAAUAGAACGAAGAAAGUAAUAAACUUAUCAUUUGUCCUAAAAUAAACCAAAAAAUUUAUUUCAGGUUGA
Molecule: messenger RNA, 3362 nt
Organism: Oldenlandia corymbosa var. corymbosa
Lineage: Eukaryota; Viridiplantae; Streptophyta; Magnoliopsida; Gentianales; Rubiaceae
Source: the annotation of a GenBank genome assembly